AUGUCAAGACCAGCUAACAAUCUUAAUGCAGAGGCUGCUACAACUAGAGAUCUCAGUGAUGGAAUAAAUGUCCAGGGGUCAGUGGGGAAUGUGCCUGCGACAUUCACAGUUGAUACUGGGGCUGCCAGAUCAGUUUUAUCUCACGAAGUGUACCAGAAAAUUAAGGAUGGUGAGAGGCCAACCUUAAGGGGUUCUGUGGGGUUGCGCAGAGCAGGAGGUACUGAGAUAAGGGAGCGUGGUAGAGGUAUAUUCAAUCUGACCAUGGGACCAGUAACGAUGGAAUAUGAGAUGGUUGUAGCAGAUAUUGAAGAUGAUGCGUUGCUCGGUUGCGACGUGUUAGCUGGUAGUAAGGCCGGACCUGCUGAUAUUAUCCUAAGCAAGAAAGUGAUCGUGCUUGAAGGAAAGGAAAUCCCAUGCAUACCGAAGGUCAGGCGUGAAAGCACCAGAAAAGUAGCAGUAGAUGAUGACGUCACUUUGCCGGACGAGACAGAAGCCCUUCCGGAUGUCUACAUUGAAAAAUCUUGA
Molecule: messenger RNA, 525 nt
Organism: Mercenaria mercenaria
Lineage: Eukaryota; Metazoa; Mollusca; Bivalvia; Venerida; Veneridae
Product: retroviral-like aspartic protease 1
Exons: 1
Coding region: 1-525 (174 amino acids)
Biological process (GO): proteolysis
Molecular function (GO): aspartic-type endopeptidase activity
Source: RefSeq, a predicted model, not a curated record